AUGUCCCCUCCAAUCCAAGUAUUUCUUACUACGAUAACGAUGCAGCCUGUCCUGCGGCAGCGACAAGAAUACCUCCUGCGCAUCUUGCAGACCAGGAAGGUACCAUUCACCUCCUACGACGUCGCAAGUGACGAGAACGCGAAGCGGUUGUGGAGAAGAAAGGCACCGCAGGGAAAACAGGAUCUUCCUGGGAUUCUCAUAGGGGGAUCGUUUUCUGGGACAUUUCAGGACUUUGAAGAAGCCGUGGAAUUCGCAGAACUCGAUCAAUUCUUGCGCCUUAACGAACCUUGGAACGAAGAGCUAGAAUUCGAGCUUAACCCUCGUCUACCGCAGCAAGCUAUCGGUGUUCCAGGGGCACAUGUACCUUCGCUCACGCAGCCUCUGUCCUCCUCCACCUCUAAGUCUCCUGCCUCUUCCACCAGGAAGCCUCGCAAAACGGACGACCUCGAGCAGGAACUUGACAGUCUGAACGCGACAGAUGAUCAGAUCUCUGACCUCCUCGAGAGCUUGGGACUUGAAAAUGAAGGGGCGAGCGAGCGGCCAGGGGGGAUAGCGAGUGUGAAUACGCCCGAGAGGGGACAACAGAAGGGAUUUGGGGCGCUGGGAGGAGAAGCGGCUCGGGCAGCUAGGGAGAAGGCACAGUCGAGGUUAGUAUCGAGUGCAGGGACUGCCGCGUUGGCUGUUAAGCCUCUCGCGCUGAGGAAGGCUUCCGGUGUCCCAGCUGAGCGCAUCCCGGAUCAGGCGCCGGUGAUAGAGGACAAGAAGCCCGAACCGACGCCGUCUUCGGAUGUUGAUCCGGAGGGACAACCAGUUAAGGGAGAGGGAGAAGUAACGACGGCGAAGGCGACAGAAGAUGAACUUGUGCCCUCUGGGUUCGAGGGGAAGGAACUGCAGAACGCAUAG
Messenger RNA from Dacryopinax primogenitus, 903 nucleotides. RefSeq lists its product as uncharacterized. Bases 1 to 903 code for a protein of 300 amino acids. The transcript has 2 exons. The record is from RefSeq and is a predicted model, not a curated record. Gene Ontology annotation, cellular component: cytoplasm. Lineage: Eukaryota; Fungi; Basidiomycota; Dacrymycetes; Dacrymycetales; Dacrymycetaceae.